CCGCCCCGAGCCCCGGCGCCUCGGCGCGGCAGCGGCCGCUGCUGCUGAACCUGUGCCGCCCGCACGGCUCCUCCCGCCCGCCGCCGAGCAUCCCGUCCUCCCGGCGCGGCGCGGCGCGGCUCGGGGGUCCGCGCCCCCCCCUUGGGUUGUGGCUUUUUUUGCCCUCCGUGAGGCAUUCAGAGCGCGGCCGCAGGCUUCCCCCUCGUGCGGGAGGGAGGUGUUUUCCCGGCCCGAAGUGCAAAGCAAAGUCAGUGGGAUUCCCCUCCUUCCCCCUCGCCCCCCCCCCCCCCCCCCCCCCUUUUUUUGGGUGCAUCCACGCGCUCCCUCAGGCAUGAUGCUCAAGAUGCUGCCGUUUAAGCUGCUGCUGGUGGCCGUGGUGCUGUGCUUCUUCGAGGGGGAUGCCAAGUUCGGGGAGAGCGGCGCCCGCAGGAGAAGGUGCCUCAACGGGACCCCGCCGCGGCGGCUGAAGAAGCGCGACCGGCGGCUGCUGGCCCCGGAGGCGCCGGGCGGCGGGGAGGCGAUGUGCCGCGGCCUCUACCCGCGCCUCUCCUGCUGCCCCCGCGCUGACACGCAGGGGCUGCUGCACGCCGACACCAAGAUACUUUCUGUUACGAACAACACAGAAUGUGCGAAGCUACUGGAGGAAAUCAAAUGUGCACACUGCUCACCUCAUGCCCAGAAUCUAUUCCACUCACCUGAGAAAGGGGAAACAUCUGAAAGAGAGCUAACUCUUCCCUACCUGUGCAAAGACUAUUGUAAAGAAUUCUAUUAUACUUGCAGAGGUCACAUACCAGGUUUUCUCCAAACUACAGCUGAUGAGUUUUGCUUUUACUAUGCAAGAAAAGAUGGUGGUGUAUGCUUUCCAGAUUUUCCAAGAAAACAAGUGCGAGGGCCAGCUUCUAACUCCUUGGACCACAUGGAAGAAUAUGACAAAGAGGAAGAGAUCAGCAGAAAACACAAGCACAACUGCUUCUGUAUUCAGGAGGUUGUGAGUGGACUAAGGCAGCCUGUUGGAGCAGUACAUUGUGGGGAUGGAUCUCAUCGCCUCUUUAUACUUGAAAAAGAAGGAUAUGUGAAGAUUUUCAGUCCUGAAGGAGACAUAAUCAAGGAACCUUUUUUGGAUAUACACAAGCUUGUUCAAAGUGGAAUAAAGGGAGGAGAUGAAAGAGGACGGUUAAGCCUUGCAUUCCAUCAUUACAAGAAAAAUGGAAAGCUGUAUGUGUCUUAUACCACCAACCAAGAACGGUGGGCUAUUGGACCUCAUGAUCACAUCCUUAGGGUCGUAGAAUACACAGUAUCCAGGAAAAACCCACACCAAGUUGAUAUGAGAACAGCAAGAGUGUUAGAAGUAGCAGAGCUACAUCGAAAACACCUAGGAGGACAGCUUCUGUUUGGCCCAGAUGGCUUCCUAUAUUUUCUUGGAGAUGGCAUGAUUACUCUAGAUGAUAUGGAAGAGAUGGAUGGCUUAAGUGAUUUUACAGGUUCUGUACUACGCCUCGACGUAAAUACUGACCUGUGCAGUGUCCCUUAUUCCAUACCGCGGAGCAACCCACAUUUUAAUAGCACAAACCAACCUCCUGAAAUUUUUGCACAUGGGCUCCACAAUCCAGGCCGCUGUGCUGUGGAUCGCCACCCAACAGAUAUAAACAUCAAUUUAACAAUACUUUGCUCAGAUUCAAAUGGAAAGAACAGAUCUUCAGCAAGAAUCUUACAGAUAAUAAAGGGUAAAGACUAUGAAAGUGAGCCUUCGCUUCUAGAAUUCAAACCAUUCAGCAGUGGAGCCUUGGUUGGUGGAUUUGUCUAUCGAGGUUGCCAGUCUGAAAGACUCUAUGGAAGUUAUGUGUUUGGAGACCGUAAUGGGUAGAAAUUUUUAACACUGCAACAGAAUCCUGCAACUAAACAGUGGCAAGAGAAACCCCUCUGUCUUGGCAACAGCGGUUCAUGUAGAGGUUUCUUUUCAGGCCCUGUCUUGGGAUUUGGCGAAGAUGAAUUAGGUGAGAUUUACAUAUUAUCAAGCAGUAAAAGUAUGACACAGUCUCACAAUGGCAAGCUCUACAAGAUCAUUGACCCAAAAAGGCCUUUAGUCCCUGAAGAAUGCAAAAGAACAGCUCAGUCUGCACAGACACUGACAUCUGAAUGCUCAAGGCACUGUCGGAAUGGGCACUGCACUCCCACAGGAAAAUGCUGCUGUAAUCAAGGCUGGGAAGGAGAGUUCUGCAGAGCUGCAAAGUGUGACCCAGCAUGUCGACAUGGAGGUGUCUGUGUAAGGCCUAAAUGCUUAUGUAAAAAAGGCUAUCUCGGCCCCCAGUGUGAACAAGUGGAUAGAAACAUCCGAAGAGUGACAAGGGCAGGUAUUCUUGAUCAGAUCCUAGACAUGACAUCCUAUUUGCUGGACCUAACCAGCUAUAUUGUAUAGUUUCUGGGACUAUUUGGAAACUACACUUUCAACGGGCAUUUGUUUUGAAUCCUGUCAUUUUUAAAAGACGGUUGGUUAUCCUGCAACAAAUAACGGUGAUUUGAUUUACUUUAUUAAUUUAAAUAUAGUAUCCAGAAAUGUGCCAAUAAAUUUGUUGUAUGUGUGUAAAUAUUCCUGUAUGUCCCCACGGAUGUACAGAUACCCAAUACAUGCACACAUAUACGGGCGGGCACUAUCAUAAAUACGGUUUCACAGGUAGUGGAAUUUUUUUUUUAUAUAUUUCUUCAUGAGAAAUAGUUUACAAAGCAAUUCCACUGCAAACCACAAUUUCGUCAAAGGACUUUCCUGAUGUCAUUUUGGAUUCACUGACAUCCCAGAAACCUUGUGUCUGCAACUGCCUGAUUAUAGCAAUAAGAGAGCAGUUUUGAACCAUCGCUGUAUAAACUGCUGGACUUAAUGAAAUCCAGUUGUAACAGUUUUUAAGGCGAAAUGAUCUACGUUAUGAGAGAAUAUUUCAGAUCUCCUUAAUGCAUUCCUAUCUAGGCAAUUCAUUGUAAGACUGUAACCUUCACCUUCAUCAAUGUAACUCUAUUACAGAAUGUUACGCAUUUCUUUAUCUAGCAUAGAUGCAAAAAUCUGGUUAUCGCAGCUUAAUAUCAAGAUUGUUUCGAGUGUUUAAUAAAUUAUACUCGCAUAUUUCAAAACCAGUCAUCCUAGAAGGUCUGCUUUUUAUCAUAUAUUUUAUUUAACAAUGGGCACUGGGUUCAUGUUACAUAUUUAUAUUAUUUUAUUUUAUUUUAUUUUUAUAAUAUAGACAUCACCUAGAUGAGACAGCUUUGCCAUGUCCUGUAUAAUACUAAAGUUACAUUUUUCACCAACUUAAUUGGAAAGACGGGAAAGAGAGCAAACACACUCUUUAUUGUGUUGUGGAUCUAAUCUAGAAAUGUAUCCUUGUGUCAACUUGUAUUCAUUUACGACGGAUGAAAAAACAACCACCAACCAAUCCUAAUAAAAUUCCAGCAUAUGUUAGAAGCGUUCAUAAAGUGAUUUUCACUAUAACAGGACGGGCCAGAUUAUACAUGAUUAGACUGCUACAGAUUUCACACUGAAUGGAACUUCACUGGACAAAAGCUCACAUUAGCACGUGUUGGCUGUGUAAGAUGUCACUUGUACAAAACGUAUAACAAUUAUUGCCAAAUAUGGUUUUAAAUGUAAAUGUUCCUUGAAGAGCUAACAUAAAAUUGAAUUUUUGUAAAUGUAUCAAUAAAUAUGGUGUACAUGCUCUA
Messenger RNA from Cygnus olor (mute swan), 3702 nucleotides. RefSeq names its product hedgehog interacting protein (gene HHIP). Lineage: Eukaryota; Metazoa; Chordata; Aves; Anseriformes; Anatidae. The record is from RefSeq and is a predicted model, not a curated record.